Molecule: messenger RNA, 1325 nt
Organism: Pygocentrus nattereri (red-bellied piranha)
Lineage: Eukaryota; Metazoa; Chordata; Actinopteri; Characiformes; Serrasalmidae
Gene: abrab
Product: actin binding Rho activating protein b
Exons: 2
Coding region: 1-1161 (386 amino acids)
Biological process (GO): positive regulation of transcription by RNA polymerase II; positive regulation of Rho protein signal transduction
Cellular component (GO): sarcomere
Molecular function (GO): actin binding
Source: RefSeq, a predicted model, not a curated record
AUGUCCGAGACUAAGCCUGCAAGCACGUCUCAGAGGAAGCCCUCAACCAACAAGAACAUCAAGAAGCUGCGGACGCUGAGUGCAGUGUGCAACUUGGCAAAGAGCUGGCAGCAGUGGAUAUGCGAGAAUGAGGAGAAGCAAGCCAGCGAGCCCACAGGCUGGGCCCCAGACAGUUAUGGGCCUUGUGAAACCAUCAAGAAGGAACAGACCAAGCCUCAACCUUCUCAGAAGAAAACUCCUCUCAGCCAGGCUCAAAAGCCUCAGGGUCAGGUGAAGGAGAAGAAUGUGGAGGAGAAACCUGGGGAAUCUCGCAUCAAGACCAAGCAGGUGGUCAAGACGGUGACACAAGACUUCCAGGAGAAGAGCGCUGGCAUUGGGUUUCUGACCAACCUCAUUUGUAGGGAUCCAGCAACAGAGGAACUGGACAAAAUGCUGAACAAAAGGAGUUCACCCACACGGCGCAGGAAGUGCUCUAAUAUGGUCUCGGAGCUGACACAGAGCUGGAAAGAGAUGGAGAAGAAGCAGAAGAAGGCCGGGGAAGCUAAUGAGGACAGCCACUCAUCUGAGGCAAAGGAGAGAGUGCUGGAAUUGGACAACAAUUUGGAGAACCUGGAGGACACCAAAGAAAAUGAAGAAGAAUCAUCAUCACUCAAGAUCAAGAGACCAUCAUCACUUGGUUCCAAAAAGGAAGUGGAGGAUGCCAAUAAAAUAAAUGCCCUCUCUACCAAGUACAGCGCUGUGGGGAACCUAAAGAGCCGCUGGCAGAACUGGGCCUCAGAGCACACCAUUAACCAGAAGCUGAACCCUUUCAGCGACGAUUUCGACUAUGAGUACUCCAUGUCCACGCGCCUACGGAAGGGCGAGGAGGGUUACGGACGGCCCAAGGAAGGCAGCAAGACGGCAGAGAGGGCCAAGCGGGCCGAGGCACACAUCCAACGUGAGAUCGAACACAUGUGCUUCAUCAUACGGACCAUGGCUGACCCGCACCCGGACGGUUACACCCGGGUCACCUUCGGUCAGCUGUUUGACAGAUAUGUGCGAAUCUCAGACAAAGUAGUGGGCAUCCUGAUGAGGGCCAGGAAGCAUGGCAAAGUUGACUUUGAGGGGGAGAUGUUGUGGCAGGGCCGGGACGAUGAGGUCAUCAUCACGUUACUUGUGUGACACAAGGAAGCACUUUUUGUGACAUCAUGCACUCUAAAAGUGAGGAGAGAGGGGAUUGAAUUUGCUGCUACAGAUAAGAUAUAGACAAAUAUGUACAGUGAGCACCUUUUUAUAGUCUCUGGCCUUUUUAUCAGUAUCUACCAUAUAGGUCUAAGUAUACACUG